AAGUGAUAUGCUACGGCAGGUAGGCUGUUACCUCAUAGUUGCCUGGCUAGGAAGUGGAACGAAAACAACCAGAAUUGAUACUUAAAAUGCCAUCAAGACUCCUUUAUGCGGAAUAAAACAGCUUUAAUUAAACCAAUGUGCCGGGGGAAACGUUUCUGACGUCUAGUGUACAAUGCGUUACCACAUGUGUGUAUUCCUGUUGCUUUUAUUCUGUUGUGGAAGUCUGACAUGGGUGACUGCCUUCCAACAAGAGCCAGAGACCCCAGACUGGAGGAUGACUCUGAAAACUAUCCGCAACGGAAUACACAAAAUUGACACGUACCUGAACGCAGCACUGGACUUGUUUGGUGGCGAUGACGGGCUGUGUCAUUAUAAGUGUAGUGAUGGUUACAAGCCUGCACCACGUCCUGGUUACAAGAAACCACCACCCAAUGGAUGUGGCUCCCCGCUGUUUGGAUUUCAGUUUGACAUUGGCAUCCCGUCUAUGACCAAAUGCUGUAACAAACAUGACCGCUGCUACGACACCUGCGGCCUUGAGAAGCACGACUGCGAUGAGGAGUUCCAGGACUGUCUGGAGACAAUCUGCAGGAAUGUGCAAAGGACUCUGGGAUUGGCCCAAAGUGUCCAAGCCUGUGAGUCAGCAGUGACUCUGCUGUUUGACGCUGUUAUGCACUUGGGAUGUAAGCCAUACCUGGACAGCCAGAGGGACUCUUGUGUGUGUCAGUAUGAAAUGAAGAAGGAACUGUGACACUCCCACAGGAUCAACAGCACAACACUGACAGAAGGAUGCCAGCAAUACACUUUUAUCUAAAGUUUUCUCAGGGAGAGAGUUUCUAUUGCCUGCACAGACUUGUUUCCAUUACCUCCUUUUAUUGAAGUUUUGAAUUGUAGACACCUAUUCGACAAAGUGAAGUGGACAGUUAAUGUCUUUCCUAUGAAGUUAAUUAUUUAUAUUUAGCUAAUAUUGUAUAAUGUGUGUAUCCUGUGAUAGACCAGAAACGUGGUGUUAUCUUGUCUUUUGAUACACAACAGCAACUGACAGUGCGGGUAAGUGUUGUACUACGAGUUACAUAAGCCUCCUAAUGUUUUUAAUCUAGUGUGCUAUUAUUACAUUUUCUUGAUCAUUUGAUACUUAAUAAUACUUGCUAAUUGGAUAUGACUUUAACAAAUCAAACGUUAAACAAAAUAAUUCUUGUAGUUUUGUGUUUUAACUAAAUUGUGUUUUCUGGCACUGAUUAUGGGUAAAACAGAAACUGUUUCAAUGCAACUUUUAAACUGUACACUAUA
Eleginops maclovinus (Patagonian blennie) is the source of this 1287-nucleotide messenger RNA. RefSeq names its product phospholipase A2, group XIIA (gene pla2g12a). The transcript is spliced from 4 exons. Gene Ontology annotation, cellular component: extracellular region. Gene Ontology annotation, molecular function: A2-type glycerophospholipase activity; calcium ion binding. Gene Ontology annotation, biological process: arachidonate secretion; phospholipid metabolic process; lipid catabolic process. NCBI's taxonomy places the organism in Eukaryota, Metazoa, Chordata, Actinopteri, Perciformes, Eleginopidae. The record is from RefSeq and is a predicted model, not a curated record. The coding region runs from base 173 to 748 and encodes 191 amino acids.